Tupaia belangeri chinensis (Chinese tree shrew) is the source of this 4208-nucleotide messenger RNA. It is a transcript of the gene LOX, whose product is annotated as lysyl oxidase. Gene Ontology annotation, biological process: collagen fibril organization; peptidyl-lysine oxidation. Lineage: Eukaryota; Metazoa; Chordata; Mammalia; Scandentia; Tupaiidae. The record is from RefSeq and is a predicted model, not a curated record. Gene Ontology annotation, molecular function: protein-lysine 6-oxidase activity; copper ion binding.
GUCUCCCGGACCUGGUGCCCGACCCCUACUACAUCCAGGCGUCCACGUACGUGCAGAAGAUGUCCAUGUACAACCUGCGAUGCGCCGCGGAGGAGAACUGUCUGGCCAGCUCUGCAUACAGGGCUAGAGAUUAUGACCAGAGAGUACUGCUAAGAUUUCCCCAAAGAGUGAAAAACCAAGGGACGUCAGACUUCUUACCGAGUCGUCCAAGAUACUCCUGGGAGUGGCACAGUUGUCACCAACAUUACCACAGCAUGGAUGAAUUCAGCCACUAUGACCUGCUUGAUGCCAACACCCAGAGGAGGGUGGCGGAGGGCCACAAGGCCAGCUUCUGUCUGGAGGACACGUCCUGCGACUACGGUUACCACAGGCGGUUUGCGUGCACCGCCCACACACAGGGGCUGAGUCCUGGCUGCUAUGACACGUACGCUGCGGAUAUCGACUGCCAGUGGAUCGACAUCACAGACGUGAGCCCUGGCAACUACAUCCUCAAGGUCAGCGUGAACCCCAGCUACCUGGUGCCUGAGUCGGACUACACCAACAAUGUGGUGCGCUGUGACAUCCGCUACACGGGCCACCACGCCUACGCCUCCGGCUGCACCAUUUCCCCGUAUUAGAAAGCAAGCCAAGACUCCCAAUGGAAUCAGUGCCUGGUGUUCCAAAGUGGGAAAAAAAUAGAUUAAACUUCAGUAGGGUUCAUGUUUUUUUGGAAAAGAGAACAGAAAACAACAAAGGCGUUUUUGCCUGGACCGUUUUACAACAAAGCAUGUAACUGGAUGUUGAGCACUUAGACCGACGUGAUUUGGGAAAUGUCGAAUACUUAUUAUUCACAUCUUUUUGUGAAUUAACUCAGUGUCGCAAUUCUGUAGUUGCAUACUUGACUCUUUCAAGGAAACCCCCCCAAUGUUUGUGCUCUUCUUGAAAUUUAGUACAAAAGGGGAAACUCUGUCAAUGAAUGAGCCAAAACUACUCUGAGCUGAGAAUUUUCUAAAGUACGGAAACUUCAGCGAAAUGUAAUAGUAACGGGCGUAUAUGUGUCCUCCGUAGAUUCAUUCGGAAAUGGUAUUCCUUCUGUUUAGAUAGAUACGGACAUGUUUGGUGCUGAGAAAGUAGCAAACACAUGACCCUUGGUGUCGAGAGUUAACCUAGAUAGCAGACAAGUGGCGAUACAUGUAUUCAGAUAGCUACACCCUAUAUACAAAUUAUGUUUACAUUUGUGUAAUUAGUAGGUAAGUUUCUUUCUGUCAAGUGCUCAGUUUCAUGCGGACUUGAGUCGACUUUUGUUUUGGAGCAAGUUUAAUAACUGACCUGCCCGACUCCAUCUGGUAUCUGGUGACACUCCCCUCUCUUCUUUUUCUUAUGGGCAGAGGCGUUUGCAAUGGCGUUCUGAACAUUAGCAUUUUGGGGCCUGAUAUUAGUAGGACAGCCAUGUAACUGAGAAGCCAUCCCAGUGACAGAUGUGAGACAUGCAGAGAUAAGACGCAUUUCAGCAGAUUACACUAAGUCAAAAAUUAAACUUCUUGCUGACAUAAAAAUCACAAGUCCUUCAAUUCACAGCUCUCUCAAGUACUUAAAAAAAUGCAGAAACAGGAUUUUCAAGAUUUCUACGUUUUUCUUUUUAUGUUCAGUAAUUAAAAAGAGGAAAGCUAAAAUUUUUAAAUUAUCCAGAAUAGAUGACUUGGGCUGUGUGCAAUACGGGAACACCAUCUUAGAUUAUUCAGGAAUCAGUCAUACGUGUGUGUGUGUGUGUCUGUCGUGCACACGGUCUGAAUCAGCGAAGCUCACAGCAUGACAUACUUGGGGGACUGUUGAAGGGGCGGAAUCCUUUCUGCAACCCCCAGGACUGUGCUGCAUAAAGAAACAGCUGUGAUUUUACUUUAAACUGUGAAACCGUGGGCCACGACAGCGUUUGGAGAAUUUCUUUUUCCUACAUUCCAAAGGUGCAGAAAGAAAUCAAAUGAGACGUUUUAAGUCAGUGGUGCUGAAGCCAAAGGUUUCCUACAUUAAUCAGUAUUAAAAGAUCAAGGGAGGUAUUUUGAGUGCCCGAACACACGAGGUUCAAUUUUCAAGUUGGCAUCCUGUAUUAUAGGGGUCGUCGGAAAAGUCGUGAUGUAUUUUUUGAAUAGAUCACGACUUUUCCGAUGACCCCACAUGUCAUAGAGGUGUAAACUGAGCACUGAUUACCAAUGAUCAGUCCACGCUUGCCGGAAGCAUGGCGUGGUAAGGGCUAGCGCCGGCAGUCAUCCAGGUCGAUAUAGCGGUACACCUGACCCUUAGCUACCGGGACGCACUCACCCAUAGAGCCGACAGACAGACCCUUCAUUGACCUAGAACUGGGCUAUAGAAUAGCUUCUCGGAUGUACCUCUUUGCCUUCAAUCGCUUUUUAGUUUUAAGUUUAUAGAGUGAUCCUUUCAAAUUGUAAUCUUUUUUAAUAGAGAUAUUUUAAUAUACUUGCUUUUUCAAAAACCAAAAACUACUGUCAGUAUUAAUACUGAGCCAGACUGGCAACUGUAGAUUGAACAUCUAUCAUUGCAUUAAUAUUCUUGCCCUCGUAAUAAAAACUAGCCAUGAGCAUGGCCUUGGGACACACGAGAGAAGACUCCCGUUCAGUCGUCCACUGGGCCUUUCCUCUGCCUAUCAUCUACCAUUGUCGGAGGCCUAGUGGGUCAUGUAUCAGGCACUCACGCGCCAGGCCUUGGGACAGGAAAACAGUCCCUAGCCUCCACAUGCAUUAAAAAUAUCAUUAUUACCCAUUGGGUUCACCUUAUUUCACUUUUAAUUACUAAAAGUACAUGUCUAUAGCAGUUCAAUUUUAAGCACUAUUGUUUUUCAUGACCAUACUCUAUUUUUAAAAAUAAGUUAAAAGUUGAUAAUUAUAUGCAUGUAUGUAUUUUUAAUAAUUAAAAAUGUUUCCAAUCCCUAAAACUGUCUGUCUUUUAAAUAUCAUGUUUUAUAUUCGAUUGCUUUCGAAAACUUUUUCCAAUUAGGAAGCUAAAGCUUCUUGCUUAUUCUUAUUCCUUAGGUGAAUAUUUUCCCCCUCCCUUUACCUUUAAACACCCCUAAAUAAUUCACAAAUAUCAAUCGAACACUCAAUAUUUUUUAACCUAAAGGGGUCGCUUCUCUGAAUAACCAUCGGAACUCAUUAGAUGGUGAAAGUGUCAAUGAAUAAAGUAAAGAGCAUAAUUCAGCCUAACCAAACUCUACAAAAGAUGUUUAAAAAACAGAAAGUAGACAUGAUACAAAGAAUGUUGAGUACUGAGAAGAGUCAGGCUUUUCCAUUAAUUAGUGCUGUGAGAAAAUAAAUAAAUAGGAAAAUCAUUGAGUUGCACAUGUCUCAUUAGGGGCCGCAUAAUUAUUCAGACCACAGUCUGGAUUAAUGGUGCCUUGGCCUUUGAGACUAAGAUUCAGCUCCCAACAGCACCAGAACAUAUAGAAAUACACAACUUGCCUAUUUCCAGAAAGUUUUUUAUAUUUUUAUAUAAUAAUUUUAUUUACAAUUUCUGUCGUCUGAUUCUUCACUAGGUAUUAUUCGUAGUAACUUUUCUUUUGUCUCUUUGAAACUUUGUAGGAUCGUCAUACCCAGUAUUCAAAUUCUAGAGAAAUGUAGAUUGCUAAAAUUUUCCUGGCACUGAGAGCUAAUUUUAGUUAGAUUGCAUGAAAAUAUUGAAUUCUUGGGCAGGAAAUAGUUUAUUUUAAAAUAAUUUUGAUACUCACGUUGUGUUAACUGCUGGCUAAAAAGUGCCUUUUUUUCCCCCUAUAAUUUUUAUGUUUGGAACUUGUACUUACAAACAAUAUAUUUAAUCAACAAAUUACAGUUCCUUCCUAGCUACCAAAAGUCCUGGGACAUUUUUCAACAUAAAGCCUUUUAUUUAUCCUUCAAGCUACAAAGGUGCUAAAUUAGUUCAACUUGAAUGUAAAAUGUAUCAAAUCUGAGCUCGAGGAAUAUAAACAAUGAAUAUAUAACUGCUUGUUAUAAACUAAGUGAUGUGUCAUUUGGUAUUACAAUGUGUUUAAGUUUUAGCUUCUCCCCAAUUUUUUAGGUAAUCCUACUUGUAGAAAAUAUGUAACUUUUCCAAAGAGUUCUUAUCUUAAAUGCCUUGAUGCUGGCUUUAUAUUCUUCUCUGCAUUUUCAUGUUCUUUCGUGAUAUGCUUAUACUAUGAUUGCAAGAUUAUGGAAAAAUGCCUUGAAUAAAUGAUUUCAAGUGUC